Messenger RNA from Pichia membranifaciens NRRL Y-2026, 1798 nucleotides. RefSeq lists its product as hypothetical. The record is from RefSeq and is a predicted model, not a curated record. Lineage: Eukaryota; Fungi; Ascomycota; Pichiomycetes; Pichiales; Pichiaceae. The transcript has a single exon. Bases 144 to 1658 code for a protein of 504 amino acids.
UUUCUCUUUUGUGCCCAGGUUUUCCCGUGCUGAGUGCCUUUCUUUCCAUCUUGCAGCUUUGAUUUGGCCCUAGCACUCGUUAUUCUAGAAAACUAAGAUAAGCAUACUGCUUAGUGGCGCCCGUUGAGACAAGAUAGGAUACGAUGGUUGGAACCGAGCCAAACGGAAACUACGAAUCACUGUGGCUGGACAGCAAGAACCACAGCCAGCAAGCGAAGAACGUGGCACUGAAGCUGAUGCAGAGUGAGAAGUUCCAGACCAAGCUCAUGAAGUUGAUCCAGCACUUCGACAGCUCCACUCCCAAGGACACCCACAACCACCCCUCCACCGCGUCCAGCAGCCCGCUGCGUCCAGGCCAUGCCAAGAGGUCAAUCAGCGGCUCCAGCAUCUCGAACCCCAUAUCCUUCUCCCACGUGUCACAUGUCGAUGCCCACUCGAACUUUGGGCUAGCCGACUCCUUCAACCCGCUCAAUCUCAACCAGAUCGACCGCUGUCUGCCUGCGCACUCUCUGCAUCGCUCCUCUAUCGCGUGCUCCAACAAUGACACCUCAUACACGACAGAAGAUUCCGACGCGGACCCGUUCGAGUCGACCUUGGACCCAGCCACCAGUGGCAUCAAAGCCUUCUCCACCUACAGGACAUCCCCCACAUACACUACGCACUCGAUCAUACCGUCCCACUCGGGCUACUCCUUGUCAAACAGGCUGCAUAGACGAACAAGCUCGGCAUCGACGAACUUCAACGUCACGAGCUCCCAGUUCUCGACCAACUCUAUAUUCACCUCGAACAACGCAGGCGUGUGUUCUUCAGAUACUUCCCGAGGCUCUUCUCCAAGAAACUCUUUGAAAGUCAAAGUUUUACCAUGUAUACCACAAGAAGACCUUACAGAUCGCGGGGUUGGCCAUGAACGCGAAAGUGAAUAUAGCGAACCUUUAAUGGAACAAGAAGAGGAUGAAGAGAAUCCGUUCCUUGAGAAGUUCGUUUCAAUUCCUUCUGCACCUCCACCUCCAAAGUCCGUUGAAGCUCCGGAAGAUCGGCUGAAGUCAUUCUUACAACGCGAAGAGAUAGAAAUCGCAUCUGAUUCUGAGGACGAUGACAUUUGCUUUGAAAAAUUUAGACUGUCCUCAAACAUAGAAUCAAUUACAUCUGAAUUACAAGCACAACUGCAAAAAAGGUUGAAUUCAGAAAACAAGAUAAUGAACAAGGAGUACAGGAAGUCUAUCAUGAUACUUCUCCAGAAAGAGGUUCAAGAACAGUCACUACUGGAAGACUUGGAAGAAGAAGAAGAUUUAGAAAAAUCUUUUUUUGAAGGCUCUCCUUCACCAAAGCACAAUGCAAGGAGGAACCCUUCGACGUUGUUGUCGCGAAUGGAACACAUUGAAGAAGAGCUGGAAGCUGAUGACGAGGGAGAAGACGAUGAUACGGAGGGAACGAGCGCCAAUGACAAUUGCUCAAUCAUGAAGUCUUUGGCUCUUGCGGACAGCACAUCAUUGAUUGAUACAGCUUUCGAACUUGAUGCAGAGACAGAGGAAGAAAAUGACCAUCGUGUUUCCGCAGCUGCAAAGAGACUAUCUGUGCUCUCGGAUUUUUUCGCCGAUCUUCAACUCAACGAAACGACACUUCUGGAUAGUGACGACCGUGCUCUUCUGGGUCUGUGACCUCGCAUCACCAUCACCUCAACAUACAUUCUAUUCGAAGCACUAAAUUAAUUUCUGUAAAUUACACAUUCAAUCUAUUCUAUAUAAUCUUCAACUAAACCAUCUUUUUUAGGCGCGGAUGAUGGGGGCUUUCAAAAUUG